This is a messenger RNA of Aureobasidium subglaciale EXF-2481, 951 nucleotides long. RefSeq lists its product as uncharacterized. The record is from RefSeq and is a predicted model, not a curated record. Gene Ontology annotation, molecular function: 4-hydroxy-tetrahydrodipicolinate synthase activity. Lineage: Eukaryota; Fungi; Ascomycota; Dothideomycetes; Dothideales; Saccotheciaceae. The transcript has a single exon. The coding region runs from base 1 to 951 and encodes 316 amino acids.
AUGCACGCCAACGGCAGCAGCUCGAAAGUGCCAGCUCCUGGGGUCUGGGCUCCAGCAAUCACAUUCUUCGACCCUACGACGGAUGAUCUCGACCUCGACUCCCAAAAAGCAUACUACAAGUAUCUGUCGCAAACCGGUCUCACAGGACUAGUAAUUCUGGGCACGAAUGCUGAAACGUUCCUCCUCACACGAACCGAGCGCGCGUCCCUUCUUAGAUGCGCGCGCGAGGCUGUGGGUUCUCAGUAUCCCAUCAUGGCUGGUGUGGGUGGCCACUCGACAAAGCAGGUACUGGAAUACAUAGCCGAUGCAGCCGAUGCAGGAGCGGAUUAUGUUCUCGUCCUGCCACCAGGCUACUUCGGACCUGCAACCACAGAGAUUGUGGUUCGGAACUUUUACGCUCAGGUCGCAGAAGCUUCUUCACUACCAAUCGUGCUAUACAACUUCCCAGGUGUCUGUAAUGGCGUUGAUCUUUCGUCAUCUCUGAUCGCAGAGCUGGCAAACACGCAUGCCAACAUCGUUGGCGUCAAGUUGACCUGCGGCAGCGUAGGCAAAAUCACAAGAUUGGCCGCACAACUUCCUGCCUCUCGUUUCAGCAUCUAUGGUGGACAAUCUGAUUUCCUCAUCGGUGGACUAAGUGUGGGGAGUGCUGGUUGUAUCGCAGCUUUUGCGAAUGUGUUCCCAAAGACAUUGAGCCAGAUCUACAGGCUCUGGAUCGAAGGAAAGCACGAAGAAGCUCUGAGAUUGCAUCGGGUGGCCAGUCUGGCAGAGGAACCUUGCAAAGCAGGUAUCGCAAGUACAAAGUAUGCAGCGAGCGUGUUUUCGGCUCCGAAGGCUGGAAUUCAGGAUGCCGAGGUCAAGCUGAGACCUCGCCAGCCAUACCCUGCGGCAGGAGAAGCAGUGCAGAAGAAGAUUCGCGAGACUAUGGCGGAGAUGAGUAAAUUGGAAGGCUAA